Drosophila teissieri is the source of this 1874-nucleotide messenger RNA. RefSeq names its product zinc finger protein 814. NCBI's taxonomy places the organism in Eukaryota, Metazoa, Arthropoda, Insecta, Diptera, Drosophilidae. The record is from RefSeq and is a predicted model, not a curated record. The coding region runs from base 101 to 1786 and encodes 561 amino acids. The transcript has 5 exons.
GAGCCCUGUGGCAACGCUUCGACCACCAACCAUUUAUUAUUAUUGCUGUUGGUCUGCCCAUUAUUAUUUGUUGUACAUAAAGUUGGCAGCAAAUAAUGCCAUGUCAUCGUCCAACCAAGCCGAGGAGACUAACCCGAACCUCCACGUGGAGGAUGCACACUCCGGAGGCGCAUUGCCGCAGGAAUUCCUUUACUGCGAGAGCUGCGGCAACGUUUACGACGACACAGGAUCCUACGACAGAGACCACAGACCACAGAACGGCUGCUGCAUAGGCGUUGGCGUCAGCGGCGAAUUGCAUUUCGUCGAGGAGAUCGCCGAAGAUUGCAUUUUGGAAGAGGUCAGUGACGAGGACAUUGUGGACGCAGACGUGCCUCUCUGGGAACUGGUGGAUGAAGAUUCGGUCAACAGGAAGGCGGAGGAGGAGGAACCCGAGCCCAGCAAUUCCGAUCGCUACUUUUGUUACGACUGCCACAGCAUUUUUGAAAAUCGAAAUAGAGCUGAGGAGCACAUAUGUCCGCGGGCGGAAUCCGGCGGAGGGUCCAGCCAACAUGUUGGCGAUGUGAAAGCACCCGCCCGGCGAAAAUUCGCUAGUGUCAAUGAAGGGACGGGUCCAAACGACGCAUCAUCCGUCAUUAGCUGCGGAAUCUGCAACACUGUUUUCAGCUCGGAAAAGUUUCUUAAGUUCCACAUGCGCAUUCAUGAAAAUCGAGCUCCUAAGACCAUUCAGGACGCCCUUCCCAUAGGGGCCCAUCAGCAAUAUAGCGAGCUGGAUCAGUUCUAUUGCGAAAUAUGCAACAAGAGUUUUGAUGAGACCCUUCUGACGAUACAUAAAAAGAUGCACCAACAGGAAAAUAGUGAGUUUAUGUGCAGCAUUUGCAACCGGAGGUUUGAAGACGAUGUUACCUAUCAGAUGCACCAAAAAAUCCAUGAGAAACCUCGCGAAUCCUUUCGAAGAUUAACCCAGCGUACUGGUCUCGAUAAGGAUAAACCCGGGUUUCCCUGCCAGUACUGUGAGCGGGUGUUUACCCGCCCUUUUGAAAAAGUCAAGCACGAACGGGUCCACACCGGAGAAAAGCCUUACGCCUGCGAAGUCUGCGGCAAGACAUUUCGCGUGUCCUAUUCCCUGACCCUUCAUCUGCGUACUCACACCAACAUUCGGCCGUAUGUUUGCACGGUGUGCAACAAGCGCUUUAAAUCGCACCAAGUGUACUCCCAUCAUAUGCGCAUCCACAGCUCGGAACGGCAGUUUUCAUGCGAUGCGUGUCCCAAGUCCUUUCGGACGUCAGUGCAGCUGUACGCCCACAAAAACACCCAUACCAAGCCUUACCAGUGUGCCGUGUGCAAUCGCCCCUUUUCUUCGAUGUUCGCCGUCAAGAAUCACAUGCAGACCCAUAAGGACGUCAGCACCAAAGGAAGAGUCGGCACUAGCCGCAGACUUCCAAGCGCGCAGACCUCCAAGAGCCAGGCAGCUGGAAAGUUCUACUGCAAUACUUGUGGAGCUGAGUACGUCCGCCUCUUCGCCCUGCGCAUGCACAUUAAGUCGGCUCACGGCUUAGUGGAGGAGCAGGAAAAUCCCUCAACCUCACCCGAAACUGCACACGUCAAUGAGGCCGACGAUUCCGAGACUGCGGUGUUGAUAGCGGCCGCCGAGGCAGAUGCCGCUUAUAUUAACGCUGUGGUAAAUGACGUGAACGUCGUAGGCUCCGUGCCCACAUACGAAGAAUGCGUUGAAUUUGACGCGGAUAACUUCCACAGCGAGGAAGUUAUUACAGAUUGGCUUAAGUAGCAGUUUAAAGUUUUACACCGACUUAAAAAUGUGUAUAAUAUUUUGUAAUUAGCUGCCACACAUUGAAACCCACCGGUUUUGGUACAAG